AUGGCGCCUCCAUCUACCGCCGACGCGGGCUCUGCUGCCGCAGGAGGUGAAGAGAAGAAUAACAACAAAACUCAAAACACAGCAGAGGAAAAAGAAGUGACUGAGAAAGAACCAGCAACGGAUACACCCGCCGGUGACAGCUCAGCUGCAGAUACACCCGAAACGAAUGCCCCCUCUACAGCAGCUGCCGAUGAUAAGGCUCCUGCUGCUGCAUCAUCUGCAUCCAAAGAUACAACAGCAGCAACAGCAACAACAGGAGCAGCAGCAGCAGCAGCAACAGCAGCAGCAAAAACAACAACAACAACAGCCCCUGCAGCAACAAAAGAUGCAUCUUCUGUAUCAGCAUCAUCGAGCGCUGCCCCCGCUUCAGGUGUACAGACAGCUGAAAGUAUAAAGAACAAAGCAGGGGGGGAGUUGCUAGCCAACGGUCUGCCGAAGAUAGUGUAUGAUUUACCCAGUCCUUCACCAGGGGCCCCCAUGGGGGCCCCCAAGGGGGCCCCCUCAUCAGGAGUUGUUAGCGAAUCCCGUAGAGCAUCCAUCAAGUGUAUCAGAAUGUGA
Molecule: messenger RNA, 558 nt
Organism: Eimeria mitis
Lineage: Eukaryota; Apicomplexa; Conoidasida; Eucoccidiorida; Eimeriidae
Exons: 2
Coding region: 1-558 (185 amino acids)
Source: RefSeq, a predicted model, not a curated record